Molecule: messenger RNA, 7498 nt
Organism: Austrofundulus limnaeus
Lineage: Eukaryota; Metazoa; Chordata; Actinopteri; Cyprinodontiformes; Rivulidae
Gene: cntn3b
Product: contactin 3b
Exons: 24
Coding region: 490-3570 (1026 amino acids)
Biological process (GO): cell-cell adhesion; brain development; axon guidance
Cellular component (GO): plasma membrane; axon
Molecular function (GO): cell-cell adhesion mediator activity
Source: RefSeq, a predicted model, not a curated record
UAUUAUGCUGAAUUGGGAAUCAUUUGAAGUAUAUCCAAUGGCAGCAUCUUGUUUGUCCAGAAGCACGACGGAGCGAUCUCGAGGAACACCCCCGGGCUCGUGCACACUUAGCGCAUCAGCCGACCCCCACCCCACCGCCAAAACCAGACUGCAAAUCUGCAAAUGCACUUUUGAUUGUUGGAUUAAACGAGGCAGAGGUGACUAUCAAACACCGAGGGAGGAGAAUUAAGGACAGAGCGCAGCCGCUGCUGGAGCAAAGAGCACCUGCUGUUUUUCCCUUUGGCUUCGGAGAGGACAAGAGUUGCAGUUAGAUUAAAAAAAAUGUGUGUAAAACAACGCACCUAACGGAUACUGGACUUAUUAAUGAAGCAGGUUAAUGAAGAGGAAAAAAAUCUGCACCUUAGGACCAAUUAAAUUCUUCUAUUCAAGGGAGAACAUUCCAUUCAGAAGCAAUUGGAUGAGAGUCUCAUUAGCCGUCGGCAACUAAAGAUGAUGUUACCAUGGAAACAAAUUGUUCUGCUAUCAAUCACCGGAUGCCUUGCAGCUUGUACAGAGGAUGUCAUAUUUCAAGGGCCAAGAUGGAGGACACAGCCCAGCGACCUCAUUUUGCCGAUCAACUCCCCAGACCACCAGGCGACCAUCACGUGCGAGGCAGAGGGGAUCCCUUCGCCGCAGUACAGAUGGUCGCUAAACGGAACACUCAUUGAUCUGGGGAGCGACUACCGGCGUCACAUGUCUGGGGGCAGCCUGAUCAUUAGGAACCUGGACAAGGACCAAGACUCUGGGAUGUACCAGUGCACGGCUGUCAAUACGUGGGGUACUAUCCUCAGCCGCAGAGCCAGCAUUCAAUUUGCCUAUCUUGAAAACUUCAAAACCCAAUCUGUGAGGAGUGCUGUCAGUGUCCGUGAGGGUCAAGGAGUGGUUCUGCUCUGUGGUGCRCCCCCACAUUCUGGAGAGCUGGCAUUUGCAUGGAUUUUCAAUGAAUAUCCAUACGCGGUCCAACAAGACAGUCGAAGAUUUAUCUCUCAGGAGACCGGGAGUUUGUACAUUGCCAAAGUGGAGCCCUCUGAUGUGGGAAACUACACCUGUGUGGUGAACAACACUGUCACAAAGGAGACAGUUCUCAGCUCUCCAACACCACUGGUCCUCAGGAGUGAUGGAGUAAUGGGUGAAUAUGAGCCAAAGAUAGAAGUUCAUUUUCCCGAUGCGGUUCCAGCUGCAAAAGAAUCAGUGGUGAAACUGGAAUGUUUUGCUCUGGGAAACCCUGUCCCAGAAAUUAGCUGGAGGAGAACCAGCGGCGUCCCAUUCCCGAGCAAAGUCAAAAUGAAGAAUUCAAAUGCCGUCCUUGAAGUUCCUAAUUUCCAACAGGAGGACGCAGGGACCUACGAGUGCGUCGCAGAGAAUCGGCGGGGCAAGAAUGCUGCACGGGGUCGUGUUUCUUUCCAUGCUAAACCUCAGUGGCUCCAGACAAUGGCAGACACCGCGCUGUCCAUAGAGGACAACCUUUUCUGGGAGUGUAAGGCCAGCGGAAAACCUAAACCAUCCUACAGCUGGUUGAAGAAUGGGGAGCACCUGAUGGCAGAGGAGCGUGUACAAAUCGAAAAUGGAGCCCUUUCCAUAACUGCGUUGAACCUGUCAGAUUCCGGGAUGUAUCAGUGUGUGGCUGAAAACAAACAUGGCAGUGUUUACUCCAGUGCCCAGCUAAUGGUGUUAGCUUCAGCUCCCAGUUUUUCCAGAAGUCCAUUAAAGACCUUGGUAAAAGCUCGCUCCGGCAGCGAAGUCACUCUUGAAUGCAAGCCUCAGGCCUCGCCCCCAGCAAUUAGCCUGUGGAAGAAAGGGAAUGAGAUCCUGCAAAGAACUGAAAGGAUUAAUGUGUUUUCAAAUGGAACAUUAAAAAUCAGCAACGUAACCAAACGAGACGCAGCGAGCUACACGUGCAUGGCUAAGAACCAGUUUGGAACAGCAAGCACAACUGGGAGGCUCCUCAUCACUGAGCCCACCAGAAUCACCAUGAGGCCCACUAACAUGGAGAUUAUUGUUGGCGAGAGCAUUGUAUUACCCUGCCAGAUUGCCUACGAUCCAGAUCUGGACAUCUCUUUCUCGUGGGCAUUCAAUGGCCAGCUCAUCGACUUCCAGCAAGACAGUGAUCAUUUUGAAAGAGUAGGAGGGAGUAUAGCUGGGGAUCUGAUGAUUCGUAACAUCCAGCUGAACCAUGGUGGGAAGUAUGUCUGCGUUAUCGACACGGAUGUGGAGAGCCUGUCCACCUCUGCAAUUCUGGUUGUCAAAGGUCCUCCAGGCCCUCCAGACAAAGUAGCAGUGGAGGAAAUAACAGACAGCACAGCACAGCUAUCCUGGACUCCUGGAAGGGACAAUGGCAGCCCCAUUACUGGUUACAUCAUUCAGGCACGAACACCAUUUACUGUGGGCUGGCAGGCCGUUGACACAGUGCCAGAGGUAGUUGGCGGUAACAUGCUGACUGCCACAGUGGUGGGUCUGAAUGCCUGGGUGGAGUAUGAGUUCAGGUUGGUGGCCCGUAAUGCCGUAGGCCUUGGAGAGCCAAGCCCAGCCUCAGCCAAGACCAGAACGGAGGAUGCUAUUCCUGAUACAGCUCCCACUGAUGUUGGAGGUGGAGGAGGCACAAAGUCUGAAUUAGUGAUAACAUGGGAGCCUUUGCCUGAGGAACUGCAGAACGGGGAGGGCUUUGGCUACAUUAUCGCCUUUAGGUCUGCAGGCACAGUCACGUGGACACGAGCGAUCAUCUCCACUCCAGGCGUAUCCCGUUAUGUCUUCCGCAACGACACCAUCCCACCUUUCUCACCUUUUGAUGUCAAAGUUGGAGCCUUUAACAACAGAGGGGAAGGACCAUUCAGCUCUAUUGCAACUGUGUAUUCAGCAGAAGAAGUCCCCGGUGUGGCUCCUAAGAGGGUUAGAGCUCGGAGUUUGUCGGCAGCACAAAUUGAAGUGAUCUGGGAAGCUCUCCCCGACCUCCCAGAAAGAGUCCUAGGAUAUGAGGUCGUGUACUGGGAGGAUGACACCAAGCCUGACACAGUUGGUAAAGUGCGAAUAACUGGAAACUACACGCAGGUUAACAUCACAGGGCUGAAAGCGAACACAGCAUACUACCUCUCUGUGGCUGCCUUCAAUACUGCUGGUCCUGGACCACAGUCGGCACCCAUCAACAACACCACAAAGAAACCACCGCCAGAUCGAGCUCCAUUCAACAUACAAUGGAGAAUGAUUGGCUCCACGCUAACGCUGCACUGGGACCCUUUAGUAGCCAUGGAGACAGAGUCAAAGGUGACUGGCUAUUUGGUGGUGGUGAAAAGACAUCGAUACAAUGACAUCAACACAAUCUUCACCAAUAAAACCACAGCCGAGCUCAGUCUCUCAGCGAGCGACAACUAUCUUAUUCAAGUCAAGGUCAUGAGUGAAGGUGGAGAGGGUGUGGGCAGCGAACCUGUCCACAUCCACAAAUUAAGUAUGGGAGCUCGAGGCUCUGGAGCUUCAAGCCUCAGAUGGUUGUCCCGUUCCACAGUCCUUAUCAGCGCACUGCUCUGUACAGCCUGGUGAUGUCAAACCUCAGCCUGUGGCGCCCUCCUCUCCUCCUCUUAUUCAAGCCUCUCCUUUGUCGACUCACCACUGGAAUGGCACAWGGCCUAAGUUUCAGUUCGGACUGGGAAAAGGGGGGUAAAUAACUGGACUGCACCAAAUUUUCAAAGGGACCAUGCUUCUUCUUUUAAWUAUUCAACUGAUGGGGGUCGUAUGAGUUUUAUGGAUGUGUUCAGCUUUUUCUUCCAGUGUUGAAAGUGCCACUGUUCUAGAAUUUUCUUUUGCAAGUUCUUAUCUCUCUGACUCAUGACUUAACCUUCUUUAGUAUCUUUUGGAGAUACCACUGCCUUAAAACCCACUUUCCUAAAAGAGUCCAUACCAAAGUAGGUGGCUGCUUACGUCAACCCAACAUAAAAUGUUUAGUAAAAACGAUCCACAAAUUAAACUCCUCAGCAGUCAUUACGUUAUAAUCAUCGGCUGCGCCCAUUUUUCAGCUUGUCAAAUUAUCCAAAAGCCAUUAAUUCAUAAGUUUGUUUCUCGUGCAGCUGUUGCCAAUAAAAAUAUCCAUUCUAGACAUAAGAUUUUUACCAGGCUUAGUCAGAGAUGCAUAAUUGAUCAGCUGUGCCUGAAACCCACUCUGACUACUGAAAUAAUGUUAAGUCUGUUAGAGAGCCACGGGCUCACGAGCUUUAGGCCCCUUUCACAAUACUCUGAUAGAUCUUGGCAUUUUACUCUCUAUCUCAUGCUCCUUUAAAUAAUAAAUGCCUAUCACACUCUGCAUUCUCAGUCUAGGAAAAAAAAAGAAGGUGGGAUUGAGGAGAGCAGACAUGUGGUGUAACUACAUCAAGCAGAUCCCAUGUGUGCUGUUCCAUCUCUACAUUAAGACGACCGGUGUUCAACACCAUAUCACAGAAGACGCAACAUCAACAACCCAAAUGACCAUCUGCCAYAGUGCACAAUGGACUGCAAGAUAACAGUGCCUUCACUAGAGCUCAGCCCAGUGUCUCCCCCCCCCCCCCCCCUUCGGAUAGCUUAUGGAAAGAUUCAUCAUGCAGCAGGGGAAUUGUUUGCUUUGCUAUCCUGAAGAAUAUUAGCUACACGAGACAGGAAGCUCAAAAUGUAGGAGCAAGGCUUUAUUGGAAAUGGUAUGUUGAUUAAAUUUUCAUCGGGGCACAGGAGCGCCUUAGACAAAAAGGGUUGGCAAUGUGAGAGCAGACACUGUAGAUUUCAAUAUGUAGUAGGGAAUUUUGGCACUGGUAUUUAUGACCUGUGGCAUAAUAAAUGUUUGACUCCAUCCAUAUUAUAAUUUAUAGGCUAUUAAGGCAUUAGAAUAAUGGAUGCCAAUAUGUUGGUGAAAGAGGCCUGACUGGAAGUGGAGCAYAAGGCAUGGCUAUUAUUUUACCCUCACUUCACCUCCGCCCGUUGGACACUUACCAGGCUGAAAAGUAACAAAAGAACAUUGCAGCUCUGCUGAGGAAGACACUUUUUACAGCCUUAUAUUAUGUGGAUGAGGCUGUCAAAAGGCAUCCAAAUAAAAGCAGAGGUGUGAUUGCUGGGGCCCCAAUACUGGGGUGGAGGGAUAUAUUCAACUGAUCACAUUACUGUGCCUUUGCAAAACAUGGRGUCGGGUACAGUUGUUAGCUUGAGCCUUUUGCAGCCUGCGUUUUGAACUCUUGAAAGCACAAUGAAUUGAUGCAAGGUGACUGGAAGUCCUCACUUAACCAUCCGAACUGGUGUGUAUGACCCCAGAGGCCCUGUAAAAGGUCCAAAGGGCUGACAUAAUCAGGCUGUCCUAUUUACUCCUUGACUGAAUUCAUAAAACUCUGUGCUCGUUGAUUAGACUCCUGCAGACCAGUCAAUGGGAUAUUGAUUUUCCUGGCCCAUUAUUGUGGCUGUCACAAUUCAGCUGCUUGAUUGACUGAUGGCUAAGUUCUCAUGCACCUGUUAUAUUGCGUUAGAGUCCAUGAUGUUUCAAAUGUCCUCUACUAGUUUCAUGACCUUUGUUCUCAUCAGACGUCAAAAAGCUUCUUUUUCUUUCUUUUUUGACGUUAUGUUAAUGUGUUUUUGUUUGACCAGAAUUAUCACUGUAGGUUAUUUGCUCUGAUUUUUCAGCAGCCUUUCUUGGUCAGUUUCAGAAUUUGUAUUUGUAGUGUAGGAGUAGAUUUUAAAUUGGAGCCCUGGCCUGAAUUUGAUUAGCUGGGCAAUUCUUUUGAGUUACAAAUCAAAACAAACCGUAGUAUUGAGCUCCCAACAGUGUAGAAACCCAGUCACAUCAGCAUUCAAAACUGUGAAAUUCUUGACAACGACUUUGUCUGGCUUUGAUCAUCAUUACUGUUGCCUCCAGUUUUCCUCUAAAUGUUUUUUGUAUUGCGAAAUAGAUGGUGAUACUAUUAAUGAUUGUGUUGCUCUGAUAAGUUUUAUUCAACCCAAAAUUUUUCACUCAAAAGCAAACCCACAAUAGUAUUGUUGUUUUAAGCAAUUUAUGAGUUUUAGAUGUGCAAACUGAUUUUUUAAAACUGCUGUGUAUUUAUUUAAUGUCCUUACUGAGCUUGUUAUUAAAUGUUAGUUUGCAAGUCAGUUCUGUCAGUUUCCCAUCAUGUAAAGAGUUUUUACUGAAAUGAUCUCCCAAAAAGAUAAUGCUGGGAUGUGUGAUGGCCAAACCUUAUACAGCAAUUUGUUAUGUGCCCAUUUUGCAUAGAAAUAAUAAUUUUAAUAUAAAAAAUCUCAAAGGACUGAUAAUUCUUAACCGGCAUGUUUACUGGUUACCUGUUAGCAAGUGGCUUUAUAAAUUCAUCUAACCUUAGAGAAUACAUUUCAGUAUGCAAAAUUUGUUGCCAAAGGAUCAAUUUUAAUCCCCAGAGACCCUGUGGUUUCUGUUUCCUGUCUGUUUGGAAUCUCAUUCAUUUUUGGUCAGUCUCAUUAAGUGGUCUCUGGUUGCAUUCAGGUAAUCAGUGCUUCUGGGGAGCAGAGGGUACAUUUUCUUAAGCCAACCCAAUGUGACUAGCAAUUGGGUUUCUUUUUUGGCCUUCAYAAACAUCAGCAGUUGGAGAUAAAUCUAAUUUCAGCUAUUCAAUCUAACUUGAUUUAAUUUGAAUUAAAACUUAGUAGACACACGUACAAAGCUACAUGAACAUACGCCACUGUGCUAACUCCUGGUGUGACUUGGCUUCAAUACUGCUCAUCUUGAUUCAAGUGGUGAACUUUUAUUUAUUUUUUCCCCAAAUGAUCAGUGAAUUGCAGGAUAACGAGCUUUUAGUUAUUUUGUGUAACUCUGUGGCAGCUUGUUUUAUUAUUUACACGGUUGUAGUUUAGCCUAACGUGUCUAAUCUUUACUCACAUAAGAACAAAGUUAUGUUUUGACAUUGUGCUUUAAUUGAUGCUUCAAUGUACAAUCUAAAAAACAUAAAGGAAGUGAUUGAAGCCAGUUGUAUUGAUGUAACGAAAGGAUUUAACAACAACAAACAAAAAAAAACAUCUAUUAUUAUCCACAAGAUUGGCAUAUUCAGAUCAGUUCUGUGGGUUUUGUUUUUUAGGAAGGAGUGCACAUGGAACAGUGUAUAUAGCUUGCAGAUAUUUUUUAAACGUGGCCAUCAAAGACAAACGUACUGCUUUUAUAUAUUGUGUUCUCUGGCUUUAAUACCGAUGUAUUAAUCAAUGAUCUCUGUGAGAUACUGACAUGUAGAAUGGUAUUUUCAUAUUGAAAAGUAACUGUAUUGUCUUGUAUACUAAAAUUGCGCAUGUUAAUCCCUGUUUGUUAUUUUGUGUUUUCUUUUUCUAUAACUGUAACUUAGUAAAAAUGUUUAUUCCUGCCAACAGCGGUUUUCUCCUGUUUUCACCACACUGUCUGUCACACUGACAUACAAUUAUAAAAUCAAAGUGAGUCUGUUUGYGCUCAGAGACCAUCACAGUAGAACUUUGAUAUUUUAUUUAUAAAGGUGAAGAUGGACAA